Molecule: messenger RNA, 1803 nt
Organism: Geodia barretti
Lineage: Eukaryota; Metazoa; Porifera; Demospongiae; Tetractinellida; Geodiidae
Source: the annotation of a GenBank genome assembly
AUGAAAGCCUCCGAUGGCGCUGUCAUCUAUGUUGGAAAAGCAAUUCGUUUGCGGACCCGGGUGCGCUCCUAUUUUGGUCGCGAGAAAUCUACAUCGGCGUUGACAUCGCAAAUGAUGCGGUAUGUUACCGAGGUUGACUACAUCGUCACAGAGACCGAGGUAGAGGCACUACUCCUUGAAAAUAACCUAAUAAAGGCACAUCAGCCUCGCUAUAAUGUGAAACUGAAAGACGAUAAACGCUAUCCGUAUUUACGCGUGACCGUCAAUGAACCCUUUCCCCGUAUCCACAUUACGCGCAAAGCUGAGAACGAUGGGACGCGAUAUUUCGGACCGUUUGUCCAUGCUCGCUCAACCCGCCAGACGCUCAAACAGUUGACGAAGUUGUUUCCUAUCCGCACCUGUACCCUACCACUCGCGGAAGUGAGAAAUAAGUACCGGGUCUGCCUUGAUUAUCACAUCGGACGAUGUCCUGGUCCUUGUGCCGAUAAGAUUGAUGUGCCAGACUACGAUGAGAUAGUUCAGAAAGUGUGUCAGUUCUUAAGUGGAAAUACAAAUGCUGUUGUCAAAGAACUAACGGAGCAGAUGCAAGCCGCGGCGGAGGCACUCGACUUUGAGACGGCUGCGAAGUAUCGGGAUACACUUAAAGACGUUCAACAGGCGAUUACAACACAGAACAUGGAUAGUGUUUCCGCCGCAGAUGAGGAUGUCAUCGGUAUUGCAGUGAGGACUGAUAUUGCGUGCGUGCAACUUCUACGGGUGCGAGAUGGUAAGCUACUUGAACGUGAACAUUACUAUCUCAACGAUGCGGACCCAGAAUCGCUCGCUACUGCGUUAAGUGCAUUCAUAUCGCAAUAUUACCAAAACGCUGUUUUCGUGCCAAAAACGGUUGUUUUGCCGAUGCAGAUUGAGUCGAUGGAGCUGAUUGAAAAUUGGCUCAGUGAGAAACAGGGGAACCGUGUUGGGUUGCAUGUCCCGAAGGCAGGUAGGCUCAGAAAGUUGCAGAUUUUGGCAACGAAAAACGCCGAGAUUCUCCUAACCCAGCGUGAACAGAACGUGGUUUACAGUAGCGGUGUGGAACCAGCACUCGUUGAACUACAAGAGUUACUUGGGUUAAAACACCCUCUCCGACGAAUUGAGGCAUACGAUAUUUCCAACCUCGGCGAUAGGUUUGCAGUUGGAUCGAUGGUGGUCUUGGAAGAUGGAAAACCGGCUUCAGCGGAAUACCGUCGGUUCAAGAUUCGCUCAGUUGAAGGGCAGGACGAUUUCGCGAUGAUGCAAGAGAUUAUCACCCGUCGCUUCCGUCGUGCCCUCGCAGACGAUGAAAAAUUUAAUAAACUGCCGGAUCUGAUGCUGAUUGACGGUGGAAAAGGGCAAUUAAGCGCGGCACAAGCGGCUAUGAACUUUUGCCGCAGCUUGCAAGGCAAAACUUGCUAUUCAAAAGCCGCGUCAUCCCAGCUCCCUGAUAUUCCGUUGAUUGCACUUGCAAAGCGAAUUGAAGAAAUUUUCGUUCCCGGUAAAUCGGAACCGAUUGUGUUACGAGAAGAUAACCCGACCUUACACAUGAUCCAGCGGUUACGGGAUGAAGCGCACCGGUUUGCGGUUACGUACCACCGGCGACUCCGCCAAAAGUCGCUGAGUGCGUCGGUGCUUGACGAGAUUCCGAACGUCGGUCCAAGACGGAAACAAGCACUACUCCAGCACUUCGGUUCCAUCGAAGCGAUCCGAGAAGCAAGUUUAGAUGGACUGCUCUCUGUGAAAGGGAUUCCACGCAGCGUCGCAGAGAACAUUCGGAAGCACCUCUGA